GUCAGUGACGACAAUCAGACGCGCCAGCAGCAGCACGAGCGCGGAGGGUUGUGAAAACAAGCAGCGAGGGGUCAGGAUGAUGGGAGCUCAAUGUCACGGAGCGUUACACCGCGGAGAAUCACCAUGAAACCACUGCAGUCGUGAGAUAAGGACAUUAAAGCUUUUCUGCAAGGAGGUAGCCUGAGAUGUCUUGGAGCAGUUCUUAAAUCUCCCGCAACCUCUCUUGUGUAAUUUCAAGAUGUACAGAACUCUGGUGCUGGUGAUGCGCCCUGUAUGCUGCCACAGCAUCAGAAGCAGAUCCUGUUUGCAUAAAGCAGCUUUUGCCCACAGACGACCCUUUAGCUUCUGUGUUCCUGCGGCUCUCGUGCUUCAAAGAAGGGCCUACAGCCUAGACUCUCUCUCUUCUGGCCCUGGUCGGCCCACACUUGGUUCCAGUUCACAGCAGUCACACACGGAGAGGACGUCCCCUUCUACAGCACUCACACACAGGAAUCUGUCGGCUGUGGCUUUACAGGGCCAAAGUCGUCAGUUGUGCCAAUAUGACUUUCUGGAUCUGGGAGAGGUUGAUGAAAAUGUGCGCCGUGCUCAGUCCGGUAAAAAGAAAAGUCACCUUAUUGUGGAUCCACACCUGGCUAAACUGGUAACACAACAUCUAGAACCAGAGGAUGCUAAAUGUGUUAUCCUUGAAUGUAACCCAGGUCCUGGGGUGUUGACAAGGUCGCUGUUAAAUGCUGGAGCUCAGAGAGUUGUGGCCCUUGAAGGCGAUAAGCACUUCCUUCAUGAUCUACAGGAGUUGGAGGGUCAUCUCAGUGGUCAGCUGGAGGUGGUUCACUGUGACUUCUUCAGAAUGGAUCCUAUUGGCAAAGGGAACAUGAAGCCCCCGGUCACGUCCUCUGAAAAAUUGUUCACUGAUCUGGGAAUAUCAGAAACCAGCUGGACAGAUGACAUCCCAGUGAAGGUGGUUGGUAUCCUGGCCCCGCAUCAGGAGCGCAGCAUGCUGCUGAAGAUGGUUUAUGCUUUGUUUGAAAGGCUGUCUGUCUACAGAUACGGAAGAAUAGAGCUCAAUCUCUUCAUCAGUGAGAUGGAAUACCUGAAAUUGAUGGCACGUCCAGGUAACAUGUUGAACUACAGAGCCUUCAGUGUCCUCUGGCAGAUGGCCUGUGAUAUUGAACUAUUACACAAGGAGCCAAGGGAGUCAUUUGUGAUGUCAAAACCGAGUAAAUCUAGUAAAAAAGGAAAGAUUGCCAAUGAUCACAUGUGCCUGGUGCGUCUGCGUCCAAGGGCUGAUCUGUUCUCUGGAGGUCUCACUCCCUCUAAUGCUUCAACUCUGCUGAUGAUGGUCAAACAGUGUCUGGCUAGGAGGAAGGUCAAGCUCAUUGACCGAUUGAACCAGUGGUCACCGGAUAGUGGGAGUAAGCUGUUAUCUGAAGUGGGAAUGCCGGAUGACAUUCUGACGGGUUACGUAUAUCCAGAGGAAUACCUCCAACUGUUCCAGUUGAUGGACAAGAGCCAGCAGUUUACACAGAGCUGGCUCUAUGAGGAGAUCCUGGAGAACACACAGAGGGAAGGUUGGGGGUAAAAUUCAUUUAGACAGGUUACAUGAAGAGAAUCAUGAAAUUACAUCACAAAAAUGUACAUACCCACUCAUAUGUAUAACAACGGUAUAUUCUUAAAAUAAAAUAUCUGGUAACAUUUGGGACAUGCAUAGAAAUUGUUAUUGAAUUUGGUACAGCCUGGACUGCAGAAAUAUUUUUGUUACUGAAAUUAUGAAAAUCUUUUGAUGAUGAAGAAAUGGCUUCAAAGGAUUCCAGAACAAUGAUUCCCCUGAAUCAAGAUUUGAGUCAAAGACUAUAUCCAAGAUGGUUUAUUUUUUGACUUCACGUUAGGAGUACCCUGGGGGUCUGCGACCCAUAGCUUGGCAGUUUGUGAAAACAAUUGCAAUAACUUAUGUUUAUAUUGCCUGAUCAGGGAGGACAAUGGGGAAGGAAAUAUUCAGACUUCUGGAUGCUUUCAUGACUGAAAGUGAGACUGAGCUGGGAACAUUUAGUGGGGUUACCGCACAGAUAAAGACAACCUGAAUAUUAUAUAAUUAUAUAUAAUAUUAUAAACAGAUAUGUUGAUAUGCUGAUAAACUGAUUUGCUGUUUGCUGAUGUCUGUUUGAUCAACUCUCCAGGGAGAUGGAUGCCUUGACAUGUCACACUGUUGUAUCAAAAGUGUGAUAGCUCUUUUGUAGAAAAGUUUUGCAGCGGCCUGGUGGGUGUUAAUGAGAGAUGAAAAAACAACACGGUGGGGGGGGUCUUUGAAAACUUUAUCUUCUGUAAAGGUUCCAUUUUGUAAGCGAUCCACUUUCUAUCAUGAGAAAGAAAUAAAGGUCUUCAAGUAGCUAAACCAUUUAAUACAUGGCAGCAUGUCCAAGGAGGCUAUAACAUGUGUCAUGUAACAAUUCAGCAUGUAUCUCAUGGUUAUUUUCCAAACUUACAUCUUGAGGGGAGUAGUAGUGCAGUAACUGCACCGCUGACAGGAUUGUUCAAAGAAUUCAAGUUUUUCACUGUAUUGAUUUGUGUAAUUUUUGCAUUUUCCUUGUGAAUGCAUAAUCUUUGUGUAUGUCUCUAAGAAGAGUAUAAGCUGUGUGUCUUAUAAUAUUUAAACAAAUGAAUAAAUCAGAAUUUUGACUGUUGA
This is a messenger RNA of Solea senegalensis (Senegalese sole), 2680 nucleotides long. RefSeq names its product transcription factor B2, mitochondrial (gene tfb2m). Gene Ontology annotation, molecular function: rRNA (adenine-N6,N6-)-dimethyltransferase activity; mitochondrial transcription factor activity. Gene Ontology annotation, biological process: rRNA methylation; transcription initiation at mitochondrial promoter. Gene Ontology annotation, cellular component: mitochondrial matrix. The record is from RefSeq and is a predicted model, not a curated record. The transcript has 10 exons. NCBI's taxonomy places the organism in Eukaryota, Metazoa, Chordata, Actinopteri, Pleuronectiformes, Soleidae. The coding region runs from base 239 to 1579 and encodes 446 amino acids.